AUGAAUAAAAUAUUGUUAUGUGUCGAAGGUGUAUCUCAUUGGCGUUGUUUAUCUGAUUAUACAAAUCGUUCAUAUUCAAGUUCAGCAUUAUCUUAUUAUAAAUUAUCUGAAUCAAAUCAAAUAAAUAAAUGUUGUUCAUUUGAACAUUUAGUUAGUAAUUGGAUUGAUAAAACAAAUGAUUUAAAUGAAGAAUCUCAUUAUGAAUAUUCACGUUGUUUUGCUCAUUUUGAUCGAAAUAAUAAACGUUGA
Messenger RNA from Rotaria sordida, 249 nucleotides. NCBI's taxonomy places the organism in Eukaryota, Metazoa, Rotifera, Eurotatoria, Philodinida, Philodinidae. The record is from the annotation of a GenBank genome assembly.